AUGGAACCGCCACAUGAGCGGAUGAGCUUCGACGACUCGGAAGGCACACAAAACAGCCAUCUAGGUUCAUCUGGAAGGUCCUCGCAUGGCGAAGACGCUGAUGUGGAGAAAGUUCUCUUGUUGGACGAGGGUAGCGGACGCAUUCGCAAGGUCUCUGGGAGAAGUCCCUGGUCUUGGUCCAUGAGCAUCCCGGCUUCUGUCACGAUCCUGAAUGUCAUCUUAUUCCUGAUCUCGAUAGUGAUACUAUUUUCAUCACAUACGGGCUCUUUACCUGAUCAGGAUUACUGGAGAGCUACAUCCUACUAUUCCCCAGUGUUCGAUCGCUUCAACAUUCCGAAGCUCACGCGAGUUACAAAUGGCACAUUCUGGGACACAGAGCCCCCAUCAAUCUGGCGCGUCCGCGCUGGCACCGAGGCAGACGCAGCUUGGGAAGCAAUUGGCAGCAACAUCGCUCCUAUCAUAAUCAACUCUGCUGAAGUCCUCGCGCUCGGAAAAGAUCCCUCCACAGCCGUCAAAGCACCUCCCGAGCUCAACCUCGGUUCGGACGCGUACAUAGCAGGCAUGGACGUCUUCCAUCACCUACACUGCCUAGAUAAGCUCCGCCGAGAGAUCUCAUACAAGCACUAUCACGAGGCGGAGGAAGGGCCGAGUCCCGGUUCGGAGUUGCAUGAGGCGCAUAUCGAUCAUUGCCUUGAUAUACUUGCGCAGGCUUUGAGGUGUACGGGGAGUGUUGAUAUGGUUACUUUCAAUUGGGUUGAGGGGCAUCGGAUGCCACAGCCGGACUUCAACAAUAGGAAGGUUUGUCGAGAUUUCGACGCCUUGAGGGAGUGGACGGUGGAGAAUGGUGUUGACAGCAAUGGUUUCUUCAAGGCUGCUGAUAAACCGCCAGUCGAUGCUGUCAUUGUGCCUGAAUUUCACCCUCAACAUCAUGGCAGAUGA
Molecule: messenger RNA, 939 nt
Organism: Didymosphaeria variabile
Lineage: Eukaryota; Fungi; Ascomycota; Dothideomycetes; Pleosporales; Didymosphaeriaceae
Exons: 2
Coding region: 1-939 (312 amino acids)
Biological process (GO): mycotoxin biosynthetic process
Source: RefSeq, a predicted model, not a curated record